AUGAUUUAUAAUUUGCAUUGCAACUCUUGGUUCUCACUGGACGUGCUUGGCAAGAUGGAGCCACCGACCUCUUCCAGGCUGAAUUCCCGAAAGAGAAGAAAAGAUGGAUCUGGCCCUAAUGGGGCAACGGAGGUGGAUGGAAUACCUCCGAAAAUGUCCCGGCGCUCACUCGGACUGAGGGAGCCAGCUCCAUUUUCAGAUGAAGUGGAAAUCGACUACAGCAAGCCAUACGUCAGAGUAACAUAUGAAGAAGCGCUGAGAGGGACCCCUUUGGAUCGCCCUGUCAGAGUUUAUGCCGAUGGAAUAUUUGACUUGUUUCACUCUGGACAUGCCCGGGCCUUGAUGCAAGCAAAGAACCUCUUCCCAAACACAUACCUCAUUGUUGGAGUCUGCAGUGAUGAGCUAACCCAUAACUUCAAGGGCUUCACAGUAAUGAAUGAAAAUGAGAGGUAUGAUGCUGUGCAGCACUGUCGCUAUGUGGAUGAAGUGGUGAGAAAUGCACCGUGGACGCUCACCCCUGAGUUCCUGGCAGAGCACAGGAUCGACUUUGUUGCACACGAUGACAUCCCCUACUCAUCUGCUGGCAGUGAUGAUGUCUAUAAGCAUAUAAAAGAGGCAGGCAUGUUUGCACCAACUCAGAGGACUGAGGGGAUCUCAACGUCAGACAUCAUCACACGCAUCGUGCGGGACUAUGACGUUUAUGCCAGACGGAACCUGCAGCGAGGCUACACAGCUAAAGAGCUCAAUGUCAGCUUCAUAAACGAGAAGAAAUAUCACCUCCAGGAACGUGUGGAUAAGGUGAAAAAGAGGGUGAAGGAUGUAGAGGAGAAGUCGAAGGAAUUUGUCCAGAAAGUGGAGGAGAAGAGUAUUGAUCUCAUUCAGAAGUGGGAAGAGAAGUCCCGGGAGUUCAUCGGCAAUUUCCUGGAGAUGUUUGGCCCAGAAGGUGCAUUGAAACACAUGCUGAAGGAGGGCAAGGGCCGGAUGCUGCAGGCCAUCAGCCCGAAGCAGAGUCCCAGCAGUAGCCCCACGCAUGACCGCUCCCCAUCUCCCUCCUUCCGCUGGCCCUUCUCCACCAAGACUCCUCCUUCUUCACCUGCCAACCGCUCCAGGAACGAGUCUGCAGUCACCUAUGACAUCAGUGAGGAUGAAGAGGAUUAAGCUACCUGCCAGGAUUUGCUGCGAACCACUAAUCGCCGAAUCCUAAGUCCAGACCCACUGGGG
Molecule: messenger RNA, 1221 nt
Organism: Acanthisitta chloris (rifleman)
Lineage: Eukaryota; Metazoa; Chordata; Aves; Passeriformes; Acanthisittidae
Gene: PCYT1A
Product: phosphate cytidylyltransferase 1, choline, alpha
Exons: 9
Coding region: 1-1158 (385 amino acids)
Biological process (GO): CDP-choline pathway
Cellular component (GO): endoplasmic reticulum
Molecular function (GO): phosphatidylcholine binding; choline-phosphate cytidylyltransferase activity
Source: RefSeq, a predicted model, not a curated record